Messenger RNA from Fonsecaea monophora, 924 nucleotides. RefSeq lists its product as hypothetical. Lineage: Eukaryota; Fungi; Ascomycota; Eurotiomycetes; Chaetothyriales; Herpotrichiellaceae. The transcript has 8 exons. The record is from RefSeq and is a predicted model, not a curated record. Gene Ontology annotation, biological process: basic amino acid transport; transmembrane transport. Bases 1 to 924 code for a protein of 307 amino acids. Gene Ontology annotation, molecular function: basic amino acid transmembrane transporter activity. Gene Ontology annotation, cellular component: fungal-type vacuole membrane.
AUGUCUUCGGAGGAGAUAGGCGAUACGACCCGCCUCCUGCCAGACUCCAGCGAAUCCGGCACCUCUCAGAGAAGCCGGUGGUUGUUUGCACGAUUGAGCGCAGCCUUACUCUGGGGCGGCUUUGUCACGGCCACAGAUGAAUCAUUUGCUCUCGCGCAAAAUGGACAGAUAGCGUCUCAGUUCUCUCAGUUUCGCAAUUCCAGCCUCUUGAUCAUCGUCUAUGCCAUCGUAAACACUGUCAGCAAUCCUCUAUCAGGAAAGCUAGGCAAACUAGCUCAGAAGCAGGCCAAGUCACAAGUUGUCAUCGCUAGCGCUCUUCUUUUCGGAUUUGGCAAUGUUUUAUGCUCAAUUUCUGGCAGAUGGCCUCUCAUCCUGGCCUCCAGAGGAAUUGUCGGCCUCGGAGGUGCAGGCCUGGGAUUGAUGGCCACAAUUCUUUGGAGCGAUACCCAAAGCCUCGCUGAUCUCGCAAUAUGGCACAGCUAUUCAGUCGUAGCUGAGACACUAGGAUGGGUUGCUGGUGGUCCGACUGAUCGUGCGGUUGUGAUCAGCAUGUUCCAGGUCUUUGAGGCAUUUGGGGGAGUUCUUGCCAUCACGAUCACGUCGGCUUCCUUGCGCUUGCUUACCAUGGCCGAACUUCGGCAACGUGUCGGGACGGACCCGGCGUCUGAAAAGAUGUUCAAACACUUCUUGGAGGAUGUGGACUAUCUGGGCUCUCUUCCCAGCGACGUGCGAGAGGCUAUGCAAGCUGCGUACGGUGUUGCAGCGAGAAAAUGUUGCCUCAUCGCUUUGACCUCGUGCAUUGCUGCUGUCCUAACUGCAGCUAUUUUGCCACGCAUGCAACUGGAUCCAGAGAACCUGCGGUCUGGCGGUGACCUCCAAGCGGAGGUUGCAUCAGACUCAGAGACAGAUCACAUCGACACAUAG